AUGGGCGCCCCCUUCGAUUUUGCGCCGGAAAGGCCGGACCACAUUGAACAAAUCCUCAAUGGGCUCGACCGGUACAACCCGGAGACGACGGCGGUUUUCCAGGACUAUGUCAUGCAGCAAUGCGAAAACCAGACGUACGACUGCUACGCCAACCUCGCAUUGUUGAAGCUUUACCAGUUCAACCCGCACCUCGCCCGUGACGAGACCAUCACCAACAUCCUCGUCAAAGCUCUUACCGUCUUCCCCUCGCCCGACUUCUCGCUCGGCCUCGCCCUCCUCCCCAGCCACACCCUCGCGCCUCUCUCAACAUCAUCACACACACCAGCAGCUGGCGACGCACCCCUAUCUGAGGCUGUGCAAAAGCUGAACAUUCUUAAGAACCUGCUCGAGGGUGCCGACUACGCUGCAUUCUGGUCAACGCUAGACUCUGACGACUUGUAUGCCGACUUGGUGGCUGACGUAUCUGGCUUUGAGGAGCUGAUGCGGGUGCGCAUUGCGGCGACAGUGAGCCAGUCAAUAAGGGAAGUCGAGCGUAGCAUCUUGGAGAGCUGGCUGGACCUCAAUGGCAAGGAGUUCGAGCACUUCGUCGGGACCGUGUGCGGAUGGAAUGUUGACGGCGACAAGAUCAAGGUGCCGAUCAACAAGGACAAUGAGGCCAAGGGCACCGUUGUCAGGGAGAAUGUCAAGUUCGAUCAAUUCUCAAGAGUUGUCAGGAGGGCUUUCGAGCAACCAGCUUAA
This is a messenger RNA of Didymosphaeria variabile, 738 nucleotides long. RefSeq lists its product as uncharacterized. Gene Ontology annotation, cellular component: cytoplasm; eukaryotic translation initiation factor 3 complex. Lineage: Eukaryota; Fungi; Ascomycota; Dothideomycetes; Pleosporales; Didymosphaeriaceae. The transcript is spliced from 3 exons. Gene Ontology annotation, molecular function: translation initiation factor activity; ribosome binding. The record is from RefSeq and is a predicted model, not a curated record. The coding region runs from base 1 to 738 and encodes 245 amino acids. Gene Ontology annotation, biological process: regulation of translational initiation.